AUGGAAAACAGCUGCAAACGUGGCAAGGGAUACAGUGUUGACUACACGUCGGAGGAUAAUAUUCCUGAUGGCGAGCUGGACGCUCCUGGGAGAAUCCGCCAAAAACCACGAAGAAAAAGAAAGUUCCUCUAUGUUGCCAUGAUGUCUGCUGACAAAUUCAUCGAUUCAAGAGUCAAAACUGCCGCCGAAACCUGGGCAAGUUCAUUAAAAACAUGGAACAAGGAUUCUGGCGUCGACGUGGAAAUUUUUGCCCAAAGUAACUACACAGGCGUUCCUCAUCAUAUCGUCAAAAUGCCCGGAAUUUCGGAUAAUGUCUACCCGCCUCAGAAGAAAUCUUUUUCGAUGAUGCGUUACGUCCAUGAUCACAAAGUAAACGAUUACGAGUGGUUUCUCAGGCUCGAUGAUGAUGCGUAUGUUCACAUAGAACACUUGGAGAGCUUGUUGAGAAGAAUAAACUCAUCUGAUGCACUGUACAUUGGUUCGCCAGGGUUUGGUCGAGAUAACGAUGAUUUCGUUGAGGACAACAUGGUCUACUGUAUGGGCGGUCCUGGAAUUGUCUUUUCGAAAAUUACCCUGCAAAAAUUGUCACCCAAGCUGGGGGAGUGUCUCAAGAAUAAUCUGAUGACUGAGCACGAAGAUAUCGAGCUUGGAAGAUGUGUUUAUCAUCAUGCUAAUGUUGGCUGCACCAAGUCUUAUGAAAUGGCUGCGCUUUUCAAGAAUAAUUACAAUGUGGAAGAAACUGACUCAGAAGGACUAAAGCCUUUGUUUGAAGAAGUAGCCGCUCAUUCAGCAACCUACCACGCGAACAAAAUCCAGGCUAAUCAAUUCGCUCUUCAUAAUACUGUCAUGCUCAAGAAAAUCCAAAAGCUUCGUCAAUCAGCAUCUGAGCUCGAAAAGGACGUUGAAAGAAUGAGAAAAGAAAUCUUUGACAAUUCGCCUUUCAAAGAUCGCAAAUUCUACAAAUUACCACGUGACAAAUCUGUCGUUUGGCAGCAAAUCACACAAGGGCGGCAUUAUUCUAUCGACUUCAUUUCUCGUGGUAUUCUCCAACCCUGGGUCAAUGUCGUGACGGAACUCGCGAGAGAAGCUGCGAAGGCAUAUUACAAGGAAAAUAAACUCCAUGGGAAGAUCGAGCGAAUUCACGUAGACCGUGUUUAUCAAACAACAUCCGGUACAGCGACCGAAUAUCUUACCAUGAUUGACAUGAAACACAUCAUCAAUGGAGAAGAAAAUACUGUCACCGCCGCUUUCAGAGCAAAGCGGUCCUUUUUAUCGUUGAUGAUGGAGGAACCCGGACAGCUUCAAAUGCCUCUUAUAAACAAUGCUAUCAAUCAAAAAUCAGACUACAAUCAAGAAGCAAAUCCAACUCCUGUCAAUUUUAUCAUUCCACUUUCUGGCAGAUCCGACGCUGUUCGUGUUUUCCUUGACCGAUUGAAAAUCGCUGCCCUUUCUCACAGAAUCCACAUCAACGUCAAAGUCGUCUAUUUUGCAAAUGAUGAUCACUCGACUCCAGAGGAUGAGAAGAAACUCAAGGAAAUGCUGGAUGAAGUAAAAGCAGAAUAUCCAAAUUAUUUAUUCGAAAUUCAUAACGCAGAUGGGCCAUUUUCAAGAGGAAAAGGGCUUCAAAUCGGAGCUGAAACUUGCCAAGAUGGAGAGCUUCUCUUCUUUUGCGAUAUCGACAUGCAGUUCACCGUCGAUUUCUUCCACAGACUCCUCGAAAAUACAAAGCCAGGAGUUGCAUACUACCCAAUAAUCUUCUCGCAAUUUGACAAUAAGCAUGUUGGUGACGAGUCGGACAAUUUCAAAAUUGAAGAGAUUAGAGGUUUUUGGCGCGAGUAUGGAUACGGCAUGGUCAGUUUGUACAAAGAAGAUUUUGAUAAAGCUGGUGGCUUUGAUGUUAAAAUCAUUGGCUGGGGGAUGGAAGAUGUUUAUCUUGCGUCAAAUGUUGUCAGUAACAACAUCAGAAUCAUGCGAUCAAACGAGCCAAAACUCGUUCAUGUCUUCCACGACAAACACUGCGAUCCAGACUUGUCUCCCUCUCAGUUAGACUCAUGCGUCAAGACAAAGUUCAGCCACUAUGGCCCGGCCGUCUAUCAUUAUUCAGUUCUCAAAAAACUGGGCACCUCUGCGACGAAAGAACUGCUAGGAAUCAAAGCAUAA
Messenger RNA from Oikopleura dioica, 2160 nucleotides. The record is from the annotation of a GenBank genome assembly. Lineage: Eukaryota; Metazoa; Chordata; Appendicularia; Copelata; Oikopleuridae.